Messenger RNA from Arachis duranensis, 2625 nucleotides. RefSeq lists its product as uncharacterized. The transcript has 7 exons. NCBI's taxonomy places the organism in Eukaryota, Viridiplantae, Streptophyta, Magnoliopsida, Fabales, Fabaceae. Bases 1 to 2625 code for a protein of 874 amino acids. The record is from RefSeq and is a predicted model, not a curated record.
AUGAGAGAAGGAGAGAGCGGGAACGAGUGUUUGAAGGCGAAACAUUGUGAGGAUGGCGGCCAUGCCGUCGGAAGAGAUAAGGGGGAAAAGAAAUCGAAAGCCUUUGCACUUGCAGGAUCUCUAUCUGGGGGUAGUAUAGCGACAGUGGUGGACAAGCAGGGCGAUUCCCAACCUCCAUGUUUACACAGCUCUUUCACACAAGUUUCGGAUGGUUUUGAUCUGCUUGAUGUGGGGUUUGGGUACUUCAUGGUAAAAUUCGAUGCAGGUGAAGAUCGUGAGGAGGUCAUGCUUGGUGGCCCGUGGUUGAUUGAUGGACACUAUGUUGCUGUAAAACCGUGGGAUAUAGAUUUUCGGCCAUGUGAGGAAUCCUUCGGGUCUACACUUGUAUGGGUUCGGAUAUCGGGGCUCCCAAUCUGGUGCUAUCAGGAACAAGCCAUGAUGCGUAUUGCUUCUGCAAUAGGAGUUCCCAUCAAAGUUGACUUAGCCACUAAGUUGGCUGAGAGAGGACGAUAUGCCCGAGUAUGUGUUCAAAUAAAUUUAGGACUGCCAGUGAUCAAGCAUAUCAUUGUGGAAGGCGUAACUCAUGUAGUGGAUGCUUGGGUAGAGACUCUAGGGAAGGAAAGAGUGGGUAGAGACUCCAAGAAAAAAAAGAGUGCUGAUUCCGAUGCCACCAAGCCACGAGACGGUACAAAGGCAGUGCCACAUCCUGAGACCAAAAUUCACAAUUCAAAUGAAGUAGAACCUGAUGUGGUAGGUGGCGUUACUGGCGAGAAUCCUGCACCGAGUUUACAAAAGGAUUUAGAGGCUAAUAAUUUGGAAGGAAAUAAUGUUGAGGAGGCUUGCAUGCAUGAUGAACCAGGCUGGGAGCAAGUUGUGAGGAAAGGUAAAACCAAGCUGGGCCAGAAGCAAUCUAACAAGGUCCAAAGAGGCACUCAAUCCAGAACCAAUUCGGAUAGAGUAAUCAGGCCCACCAUCCACUUCUCUCACACGAGUGGAUCCAGCUCUUAUCGCGCCAGGGUCGGGUCACGAGUCAAGGUCGGACACAGCGCUUUCCGUGUUGGUGAGACGUCGAUCUCCUCAACCCGACACACCCCAGUGCCUUGCGGGUCCUCUCUCCGGAAACGACCAAGACCGGGGUCCCUACAGAGCUCGCCAGCUGAGAAGAAUGGAGGCACGGUGGUGGAAGCAUCGUCAUGUCUUCCUGCAACCAUGAAGGAGGAUGUUACCGUGGCGGUUUCAUUGGUGAAGAAAGGCGCGUUGCCGGCUGUUAUUGCGUCGGUAUGCGAGAAUAAGGAGACAUUCCAUGGAGAUCCAGAAAACCUGAAGGUCACGGGAGUCACUUCUGCUGGGCAAGCCUCGGGUGUUCACUGCAAAUGGGUUGAUGCUUUCGAUCAGUGUGUUACAGUUGAGGUUCAGUCUCCAUCUUUCUGCGGGCCAUGGAUUGUUCUUGGUGAUUUUAAUGAAGUACUAUUCUCUCAUGAAUCUAAGGGUUGCCUCUUCUCGAGUCGUCAUGCAGAUCGGCUUGCUACAUCUCUAGGGGAUAGUAAUCUGUUUGACUUGAAGACUAUUGGAAGACGGUUUUCUUGGUACAGAAGGGUUAAAAAUGGUGUUGAGGUGGCGAAAAAACUUGACCGGGUCUGUAUCAAUAGUGGCUGGCUAUCUCUCUUUCCAGAGGCUUAUGCAGAAAUUUUAAAUAGGCUUCAGUCUGAUCAUUGUCCUAUCCUAGUGCGCUGUGCAGGUCGUCCCCAACCGAAAAAGAAUAGACCUUUUCGGUUUAUUGCGGCUUGGGCAACUCAUCCGGAGUACAGAAAUAUUGUGAACCAGUCAUGGCAGGCUGGCUACAGGGAGAUGCAUGGCAAGCUUUCAGAAGUGCAGAAGAACUCUUUGGAGUUUAAUUCUAAAGUGUUCGGCAACAUUUUCGUUAGGAAAUGCAAAUUGGAGAGACAGAUUAAUUUCCUUCAGAAGCGACUUGAAGUAAUGGAGGAUUUGUCUAUGCGGCAAAGAGAAAAACAACUGAUUGAGGAAUUUAAUAACAUGCUUGUGCAGGAGGAACUUCUAUGGUUUCAAAAAUCCAAAGAGCAGUGGACUCUUGUGCGGAGAAAACAUAAUAAGAUUAAUGGUCUCUUUCUUCAAGAUGGGGUAUGGGAAACGGACCCGGAUGUCCUUAGAAGGGAAGCUGAAUCCUUUUAUAAACACCUAUUCUGCCAGUCGGAGGAUGUAGACUUAGGUUGUCUUAGUGAUGUGCCGCUACCUUCCCUGAAUGAUGAAGCCUGUUGUAGCCUCACAGCGCCAGUUAUUCUGGAAGAAGUUAAGUCGGCCGUUUUCAGUAUGCAUUCUUUUAAGGCGCCGGGCCCUGAUGGGUUUCAAGCUUUAUUCUUUAAAGAAUACUGGGAGAUUGUUGGUUUUGAUGUUUGGACUAUGGUUCGUCAUGCGUUCUCUGGUUUGGAUAUGGAUCCAAGGAUGAUGGAAACUCUUGUGGUUCUUAAUCCGAAGGUAGAAAACCCGGUUUCCAUGAAGGAUUUCCGACCAAUUAGUCUCUGUAAUGUGGUUUACAAAGUUAUAACGAAGGUCCUGGUCAAUAGACUUCGUCCCCAUCUCAAAGAGAUUAUUGGUUCCCUUCAAUGA